UAUAGGAAAAUUCAUCCUCUAAGGGAUGAAUAUUCGGUAAAAAUACUUAUUUUUCAAAGCGGCAAUUUUUCCAUUACCCAAUACUAGCAAUAGCUCUCUCACCAAACCCGGACAUGGCGAGGUAUCAAGAAGCUUAAAUCCAAAGCUUCUUGCGAGGAAUGCACAAUGGAAAUUUUUCCACAACUCAACACUAUCCAUAAGUGAUAGUGACAGUGAGAGAGUGACAGAGUGAGUGCACGAAAACAAAAGGACAGUGGGGCAAAUUACACGGACGAAGUCAAAUUAUGGGUGGUAUUAUAGAAAUACGCUGAAUUAUGAGGAGUAAUAACAAUAUUCAGCAAUGCAAAGAAGAUAAUUUGUUAACAUUUUAACAGCGAAUAAGUAUAUACUUUCAAUAAUGCCGACCUAUUACGAAUGGUCGUCAUUGAAGAAAGAGAAACGGGAUGCUCAAGAAUGUCCAAAGUUUGAAGUAAACUGUCAUCCCUUGAAAAUCAACACUGUUACAAUUAAACAAAGCUCUAGCAAGACUUUUAUGGAAAGUCUUAACAAAUGGAGCUCAGGAUUCGAGGAGGUCGACCCAUUGUUAAGAUUUGAACAGAUAAAUUUAGAGGAGGACAUAUGUGCCCUUGCAGUGACAGAUAUGUCAGUGAACUACUCCAAAGCUUGGUCCUCUAGAAAGACUGCAAUACUUAACAAAUACACUACUGGAGAAAAGCUGACUAUUGUUAGUAGUUUUCUACCGGGUGGUGAAAAAAUUAGUUCAUUUUCAGCCCUAAUCAGACAGGUUUCAAAUUUAAAUGAGAAAGUAAAGCACAGAUUGGAACAAUUGGAUGAUUUUGAGGAAGGCUCUGUUCGGAAAACACAGGGUUUGAGUCAGCAGGAAUUCGUGACGAAAAUUAACAUGUUGGGUGAUGAAAUAAAAAAGGCAUGGAACUCCGAACAAAGGGUGCGAGCAUUUAAAAUUGGAAUACAGUGUUCAAAAUUAUUAUCAGAUGUUAAUGUAAUGCAAUUUUAUCCAAGCAAAUUUGUAUUGAUUACUGAUAUUCUUGAUACUUUUGGUAAUUUGGUGUUUGACCGACUCAAAGGGAAAAGCUUUGGCAAAGUUGAUAUUAAAAACAUUUUCGAAAUAAAUUCCUCAUCAGUGCCUGAAACAGCAAAAGAAACCUGUCAAAAUUGGAUGUUCAAAAUGGCCUCUAUCAGAGAACUACUCCCUCGUCUGUACAUGGAAAUGACUUUACUCAAGUGCUACGUUUUCAUAAACAAAGAUGAAAUAAGGCCAGCAAUAGCGCGGUUGACGAAAAUGAUCAGAGGCAUCGGUAACCCGCUGGUCGCGAUUUAUUUAAGACUUUACCUAUGUCGAGUCGCUUCCAAGUUGUUGGAUAGGAAUAGUGAAGAAUAUUUCUAUGAUAAUCUUAAAGAGUUUCUUGGAGAAUAUCAACAGAUAUUCCACCCUAUAAUGCGCAAAAAAUACGAAGGUCAGUUACUAACACUGGAUAAAUAUUUGAGCUUGUUCGUGCCGGCUGUGGAUUGGCUAUUAUUCGGCACAUUAAACUCCAAUAGAUGCAAACUAAGUCUACUCGAAGAAUUAUUGAAUGAAUGUGAACAAAUAGAAAACAAUGAAUUGUUGCUGUCUUGUGUUGUAUCGGCCUUCGAUUCUAUGUACGUUAACAAAAAGACGUCAAUCAUUUUGGAUAUGGUGCAGAAUUCUGCCGAGAAAAUGGUACUUCUAAAUGAAAUCCUAACGUCACUUGGAGAACACCUUUGCUCAGCUGACAACUACAGACAGCAGUCUUCCGAAACACUUAUACAGACCUGGUGGAAGAUCGCCAGUAAUAUCAAAUCGACGUAUCAUUUCUUACAAGUUUUGGAACCGUGGUUGCAGUAUGCUUGCACACAUUUAUCAACGCAACACGUAAAUAUAAUCCUGCGUGGCACGAUCCGCUACAUGAUCAAGUGCGGUAAACCUGCGGACGAUUUCUCUGGAAACUUUCAGUUUGUACUGAAGCGGAUGCUCAAAUCUAUUCCUGAUGUUGAGGAAUUGUUUUUAAUGGAUGCAUUUAUGCCGCUGUUGGAGCUAGUGCAAACUAUAAGCGCGCGAACGAUGAUGGCCAAGACGGUUCUCUCUCUGUUCUUCGAGAGGUACAACGGAGUUCAGAUCGAGGACCACAUCGUCAUCUCCAGUCUCAUGAGGCUAUGUUGUAUAUUGCAUGACUCUAUCAACGCGGUGACAGUGGAUGACGAAGUCAAGCUUUGCGCCGAACUGAUCACGAAAUUCGUGCAGGCGGUCAAUUACCAUGACGACUUGGAGCAACAGCUGAACUUCUACGUUGAAUGUCGUUCGGCCUUCAUUAAGCUUGACGUUGUGCUCAUUGCACUUGUGCAUGCAGUGAACACACUUGCAACAAAACCCGACGCAGCGCAAGGGAAAUGGCUGCAGCGCGCAUGCGCGGCUUACAGCUUUGUCACAGUGCCGUCGUUGAGAUGUGCACUUACUAAAGCGCAACUGUACCUUGUAUGUGGUCAAGUGGCCUUGAUGAACAACUGUGUUGGACAGGCUGAAGCAAACUUUAAGGCGUUCGUAAGUUUAAUUCCGGACAUACCCGAAUUCUUAAUAGAAAACGAGCAAAAGAAACCGACACACAUCAAAGUUGAAGGCUUGCUCAGUAAUUUUUUGUCUACACUAUUGGUAUUACCGGACAAUGUAGACAGUAAUUGCAAAGCGUACAUAUUAAGCGGCUUCAUAAAGACCAUGGAGAGAAUACACUGGAAGAAGACUGAACCUUUGUACUAUGCUACGUUACUUCGAACUCUCGACUUGCUUUGCCAUAUGACACAGGAGAGCUACGCGUAUCAUAUAGACGCAGUACUGUCAAAUGACAAACUAUACGGAUCGGAAGCGGAAUUCAUAGAGACAUUGGAAAAGUAUGCUACAAAUAUAUGCCAAGAACUAUUAAUCGUGUUAAAGCAACUUGGAAAUGCUAAGGAGACCAGGAAACAAUACAACUUGGCCAUGGAACUGUUUUGGAGGGUUAUAAGACGUGGUAAUUUGGAGAAAGGCACGAUGAUGAACUUAGCUGCCAAUUUGUGGAUGUUGUCACAGAAAUUGCAGGAUUCUAAUAAUAAAAUUUCAAAGGCGAUAUUGUUAGCUUUAGAAAAGGACAGUAAGCCGGUUAGUCAACAACUGUACCAGAAACUAACGGACAAUGUUAGAACUAAUUGAACUGCAUUCCAUAAGGCAAAUAGUUAAGUGUAACAUUUGUAAAACGAGCUCUAAGCAAUCGCGGUGCGAUUUUAAUGCAAUUUCGUUAUUUCGCCCUCGAAUGUGUAGAAUUUGUUGCAUGUUAUAAUUCAUAGAGUAAGAUUAUUUACUA
Hyposmocoma kahamanoa is the source of this 3371-nucleotide messenger RNA. Its product is annotated as UPF0505 protein C16orf62 homolog. The transcript is spliced from 18 exons. Gene Ontology annotation, biological process: endocytic recycling. Lineage: Eukaryota; Metazoa; Arthropoda; Insecta; Lepidoptera; Cosmopterigidae. Bases 398 to 3220 code for a protein of 940 amino acids. Gene Ontology annotation, cellular component: endosome. The record is from RefSeq and is a predicted model, not a curated record.